Molecule: messenger RNA, 1014 nt
Organism: Nicotiana tabacum (common tobacco)
Lineage: Eukaryota; Viridiplantae; Streptophyta; Magnoliopsida; Solanales; Solanaceae
Product: zinc-finger homeodomain protein 4-like
Biological process (GO): regulation of developmental process; regulation of DNA-templated transcription
Cellular component (GO): nucleus
Molecular function (GO): DNA-binding transcription factor activity; transcription cis-regulatory region binding
Source: RefSeq, a predicted model, not a curated record
AAAAAAAAAAAAAACAAGAAUACUAAAGAAAUUUGAGAGGUUAGAAAUGGAAGUUCCAAACGAAGAAGGAGAAAUGGCAAUGCCAAUUAACAGCGCAUAUGGUCAUGGGCACAUGAUCCAUCAUGACCCUGCACCCCAAAAUAAUCACAUAAUACCCUCUUCACAAAUAAUAACUUCCAAAAAUGGACCCCCAAUUUCCUCUAAUAAGAAAAUGAUGAAGUACAAGGAAUGCCUCGAGAACCAUGCAGCAGCUAUGGGUGGAAAUGCAACUGAUGGAUGUGGAGAAUUCAUGCCUAGUGGUGAAGAAGGUACUUUUGAAUUCCUCACUUGCUCUGUUUGCAAUUGCCAUAGAAAUUUCCAUAGAAAAGAAACAGAAGGUGAGCUCGUAAGAAAAGUUUAUGUGGGACAUCCUCAUAAAGCAUUUGUGUACCCUGCUUCUAGAGCAGCACCACAUCAGAUGAUAAUGUCUUAUAAUAACCACAUGGGAUCAAUACCAGGUAUUAAUCAAGAAGAUGGUAUAAUAAAUGGUGGUUGUGGGGUUAUGGCUAGGCCACUUAAUUAUCAACAAUUGGUGAAGAAGAGAUUCAGAACAAAGUUUAGUCAAGAACAAAAGGAGAAAAUGCUCAACUUUGCUGAGAAAAUUGGGUGGAAGAUGCAAAAGCAAGAGGAAGCUAUGGUUCAACAGUUUUGUCAACAAGUUGGAGUUAAAAGAAGACUACUUAAGGUUUGGAUGCACAAUCUUGCCAAGAAAAACUCCAAUGACAUUAAUACUGAGAGUCAAGUUUGAACUAAUUUUUUCUGUCUGCUAUCUCCAGCAGUAUUUAACUUAAUUUCUUCUUGUUUCUUUUACUUCCAUUAGUGUUUUGCCUUUUUGGUCUCUUCUUGAACUUCACUUUUCUUGGGUGCGCUUUUUACAAUUAUAGUUUGAUAGUUUAACAAAAAAAUUAUUUGGGUAUGCAAUGUAAUUUGUUGGAUUUUGUUUACUUAUCCGUAGAAAAUGAGUUUAUACGUACC